Messenger RNA from Bacidia gigantensis, 1527 nucleotides. It is a transcript of the gene VPS74, whose product is annotated as Vacuolar protein sorting-associated protein 74. Bases 1 to 1527 code for a protein of 508 amino acids. Gene Ontology annotation, biological process: retrograde vesicle-mediated transport, Golgi to endoplasmic reticulum; fatty acid biosynthetic process; Golgi organization. Gene Ontology annotation, cellular component: cytosol; Golgi cisterna; trans-Golgi network. The transcript has 10 exons. The record is from RefSeq and is a predicted model, not a curated record. Gene Ontology annotation, molecular function: phosphatidylinositol-4-phosphate binding. Lineage: Eukaryota; Fungi; Ascomycota; Lecanoromycetes; Lecanorales; Ramalinaceae.
AUGCUUCGCAAUACCCUCCUCCAAUCUGCAAGGCUUGCAACGAGAGCUACUUACAGGACUCAAUUACCCGUUCGGCGAAUACUUACCCCAUGCCUUUUCCCAACCUCCAGCAGAUCCUCUCCCUCCCUUCAAUGUCAGGCUGCCAGAUGUUAUUCAGCACCGGCAGGCCUAGCGAAAGAGGAAGUCCAAGGUAGAAUAAUAGACCUUUUGAAGAAUUUCGAUAAGGUCAAGGACUCUACCAAGCUCACACCUGCUUCGCACUUCUUGAACGAUCUUGGUCUCGACAGCUUGGAUACGGUGGAGGUGGUAAUGGCGAUUGAAGAAGAGUUCAGCAUCGAGAUUCCAGAUAAAGAAGCGGAUGCUAUCUUGAGCAUCGACAAAGCUGUGGACUACAUUUUGGGGCAACCAGACGAUACUUGCAAGCAUAGAAAUAUUGAUCCCACGCCAAAGCAACGCCGAGACCCGCUAAGCUUCGCUACUGCGGCCUCACUCGCCGCCGAGGAGCAGGAGCGGGGGGGAGGCUCGACCACUGCAGACGACGAAGAUACCAGCCGAGUCAGUUCACCCAAGCCGAAGGACACAGACAGUCGCGCCCCGGAAACCUCAUAUCUAGGCGGAGAGAAUGGACACAAAAUAGCAUUCGAUCCAAAAGACAUCGGGGAAAGUGAAGAGCGGAGCAAACAGCCGAAGUUGACAUUGAUGGAGGAGGUGCUCUUGAUGGGCUUAAAAGAUAAGCAGGGUUAUCUGUCAUUCUGGAACGACAACAUCUCCUACGCCCUACGCGGCUGCAUCGUGAUCGAGUUGGCAUUUCGAGGGCGAAUAAGCAUGCAAAAAGAUUCCUCAAGGCGGCGCUUUCCACUUGCCGACAGGGUAAUUGAAGUCAUCGAUGAUACGUUGACCGGCGAAGUUCUUCUGGAUGAGGCACUGAAGAUGAUGAAGUCGAGUGAGAAGAUGAGUGUGACUUCGUGGAUCGACCUGAUGAGCGGCGAAACAUGGAAUCUUAUGAAGAUCGGCUACCAAUUAAAACAAGUCCGAGAACGACUUGCGAAAGGCCUCGUAGACAAGGGUAUCCUGCGCACGGAGAAGAAGAACUUCCUCCUAUUCGACAUGGCCACCCACCCCGUGGCAGACGGUGGCGCCAAAGACGAUCUCCGUCGCCGCGUAAGAAAUAUGCUCACCAACCGCACCGUUGUCCUGCCAGGCUCGCAGUUUCUGCCCGAGGAAAUGGAUUUCCGCUAUAUCAGGACGAUAUCCAUGGUGUGUGCAGCCUACGCUGCUAAUGUGCUAGAAAACGCGUUGGCGACACUAGGACAUGAGGCAAGGGAGCGAGCAUUUGCGCAGGUGGAUGAGCUGCUGGCGGAGUACUCGCAGUGGCCAUUUGGGAAGAAGGCGGGCAGUCAGGGGAUUGGUGCCAAUCUAUCACAGGUGGUAACAGAGGAGAUGAACAAGAAUAAAGAUAAGGAACUGCAGUUAGAGGUUGUUGCGGCUUGUUUGAGCGUAUUUACAAGACUUGAUUCCCUCUUGUGA